Molecule: messenger RNA, 714 nt
Organism: Medicago truncatula (barrel medic)
Lineage: Eukaryota; Viridiplantae; Streptophyta; Magnoliopsida; Fabales; Fabaceae
Exons: 2
Coding region: 20-490 (156 amino acids)
Source: RefSeq, a predicted model, not a curated record
CGAAUGAGAAUAACAUUUUAUGCUGUACUCUAUGGAUAAAAAGCGUGGUGCAAGCGGUGUGGUUUUGGUGUUGUUGGUGUUAGUAUUCUUGAGCUUCUCUAUAGCUAAUGUGAAUGGAGAUUCGGUUAAUGAUGAAGAUCAGAGCAAGAAAUCAGCUUUUUGGGUGUGGCAGAGACUAAGAAGUGCAUAUUCUAUGUAUUCAUCAGUUUUCCCUACAAGUAUUGGACAAUAUUGGCACAUGGUUAAGGCCAUUGUCAAUCACACUUAUACUUAUUUCUUCCCUCCAAAUAUAGAUUUUAGGAGAGGAGAAGAGGGUGAAGCAGUGGUAGAUAACAAUGGAGCAGGGGAUAAGGUGAAAGAAGCUUUAGCCAAAAGCCUAGGAACAAGUAAAGCAACGUUAGAGGAUGCUGCAAAAUCAGCAGCAGAUAAGGUCAAGAGGAGUUUGUCUGAUGAUGAUGAUAGGGAAAAGAAACAUCCGAAAGAGCUCUAAUUCUAAGAUGUAUUUCAUUUCAUUUCUUUUUUCUGUUGUUUUGUUUUGCAGUUAAUGAAUACUACUUUAUAAGAACGAAGAUGUAUUUGUUUAAUGUUAUAUGCAUAUCUUAAGAAUACAUGACAUGAAGCAGGAUAUCUUGUGUAAAGCUUCAAUCAUUUGUAGGCUUGAAUGAUCAAAUGAGAUCUACACACAUGAAUUGCAGUUUUGGAUGUUAAAUUUAA